CGCUCAAUCAUCAGAGAAAAAUUAUUCAUUCGUUCACCAAAUUCCAAGUGAGAUAGAUGGAACCUAGUGGUUUAUUUAACUGUGCCAUCAGAUUAAAAGAGCCUAGUGAAGCGUGGAUUAUUAAUAAUGAAUGUGAAAUGAUCGAAGAAAAACCAGAUCUUAAAAACUUCCAACCUUUACCAUUUUCGCCAGAAAAUGCCACCGAUACGCUUCAAAAAUGUGACGUAAAUCAUAAAAGUGAAAUCUACAACGACGUGAAAAUAGUAUUUGAAUGUGAAGAUGUGAAGCCUAGAAAGGAUUUAUUAGUAGCUAAAAAAGUUGAUGAUGAUUUUGAAUAUCAUUUGCAGAAUGUACAACAUGAUGAUGGUUAUAAAACUCAAAACACAAUUAAAAUGGAACUCGUGGAGGAAGUGAAGCAGGAAUUUGUUGGUAACGUAGUAGAAGAAUUGAGUUUGAAUUUCAACAGUGAACUGAACAAGCAAAAUCGUAGGAGAAAAACCACAAAAAAGUGUAACAACGAACAUAACCUCAAAACGCACAAUGGUACUGUACAUAAUCAUACGAUCCGCGAUGGAGAGAAAUGUGCAAACAGUAGUAAUCUGAGUAGCCACGUCAAAGAAUUACAUCAUUGCAUUACUCACGCAUGUCCUAUAUGCGGCAAGACAUUUUCACAAAAAAGUAUUCUGAAAAUCCACAUUGAUACAGUGCACAAAGGUGUCAAACAUGUAUGUGAUACGUGUGGAAAGUCAUUCACACAAAAAGGCUCUCUCAAAAUCCACAUCGAUACAGUACACAAAGGUGACAAAUAUGCAUGUGAUGUAUGUGGAAAGACAUUCACACAAAAAAGUAGUCUCAGGACCCACGUCGAUACGGUGCAUAUAGGUACUAAACAUGCAUGUGAUGUGUGUGAAAAGAAAUUCUCAUAUAAGAAAAAUCUCAAAGAACACAUUGAUAUGGUGCACAAAGGUGUAAAACAUGCAUGUGAUGCGUGUGAAAUGAAAUUCUCGUACAAGAGUGUUCUAAAAAAUCAUAUUGAUACAAUGCACAAAGGUGUCAAACAUGCAUGUGAUGUGUGUAAUAAGUCAUUCACACUAAAUAGCAAUCUCAAAACCCACAUCGGUACAGUGCACAAAGGUGUCAAACAUGUAUGUGAUAUGUGUGGAAAGUCAUUCACCCAAACAAGCCAUCUCAAAACCCACAUCGGUACAGUGCACAAAGGUGUCAAACAUGUAUGUGAUAUGUGUGGAAAGUCAUUCACCCAAACAAGCCAUCUCAAAAUCCACAUCGAUGCGGUGCACAAGGAUGUCAAACAUGCAUGUGAUGCGUGUGCAAUGAAAUUCUCGUACAAGAGCAGUCUAAAAACCCACAUCGAUGAAGUUCACAAUGGUGUAUCUCAUGAAGCGCAAGCUCAAGUAACUGAUCUCAAUGAAGUUGAGAACACAAGUGUGCUAAAAACACUGUUGCAGACUCUCACUGAUUGCGUAGAAAAUGUAAACUCUUAUUUUACAUGUAAAUGGGGCUAUUGCAUAUAUCUUGGGCGUGAACAAAUGUUUGCUGAACGUUUUGGAUUUUAA
Trichogramma pretiosum is the source of this 1574-nucleotide messenger RNA. Its product is annotated as zinc finger protein 112-like. The transcript has 4 exons. The coding region runs from base 57 to 1574 and encodes 505 amino acids. Gene Ontology annotation, biological process: regulation of transcription by RNA polymerase II. Gene Ontology annotation, molecular function: DNA-binding transcription factor activity; RNA polymerase II cis-regulatory region sequence-specific DNA binding. The record is from RefSeq and is a predicted model, not a curated record. NCBI's taxonomy places the organism in Eukaryota, Metazoa, Arthropoda, Insecta, Hymenoptera, Trichogrammatidae.